Sander lucioperca (pikeperch) is the source of this 4451-nucleotide messenger RNA. Its product is annotated as alpha-mannosidase 2. The transcript has 24 exons. NCBI's taxonomy places the organism in Eukaryota, Metazoa, Chordata, Actinopteri, Perciformes, Percidae. The coding region runs from base 210 to 3650 and encodes 1146 amino acids. Gene Ontology annotation, biological process: protein deglycosylation; N-glycan processing; mannose metabolic process. Gene Ontology annotation, cellular component: Golgi membrane. Gene Ontology annotation, molecular function: carbohydrate binding; alpha-mannosidase activity. The record is from RefSeq and is a predicted model, not a curated record.
CAGGCAGCGAGCUCGUGCUGCGGAUCGACCCACAAACUUUAUUUAACUUUUAAUAAACUAAAAACCUUUAAUGUUUAUUUCUGUUUUUCGCGGCGAAGUGAAGACAGACUGCGACGUCACAGAGCAGGUGACAAACAGCACGAGACACUCCGGAGCGCGAGACCUGUGGCCGUUUGUCUAACGCGGAAGUCCUGUCUGAAAGUUGAGGGAUGAAGAGGAGUCGGCUGCUGGCCGUGCUGGGGGGCGGGAUCUUCUGCGUCGCUGUGAUGUCACUGUACCGGAUGCUGGAGCUGAUGCAGGGGGCGGAGCUUCAGCAGCGCUUGGAUACACCUAUUGGACAGGACGAAGAUUUGUUCCACCUCCAGCAGAAGAUUGACAGGUUGGAGCUUCUCCUUAGCGACAACAACCGUCUGGUUGCUACGCUGCGGGACACUCUGAUCCAACGCAAAGCAUCAUGGGAAGCAGGACGAGGGGCGAACGGCAGCUCAGGCUCCGCCCGCCGGCUGCCUGGUUGCCGAUUGGCCGAAGAGAUGAAGGACGGAACCGAUGGCGUGCAGCUGCUGGAUGUGUACGACCUCCUGCCCUUCGAUAACCCCGACGGCGGCGCCUGGAAACAAGGCUUUGAGAUCCGUUACCAAGGCAACGAGUGGGACGAGCAGCCGCUGGAAGUUUUCCUGGUUCCUCAUUCACACAACGACCCGGGCUGGUUGAAGACAUUUGACAGGUAUUAUGAGGACCAGACUAAACACAUCCUGGACAACAUGCUGAUCAAACUGAGUGAAGACAGCAGGAGGAAGAUGAUUUGGGCAGAAAUCAGUUAUUUCUCCAAGUGGUGGAACAACAUCAACGAGGAGAAGAGAGAGGCGGUCAAACGCCUGGUGGAGGCGGGGCAGCUGGAGAUGGUGACGGGCGGCUGGGUGAUGGCGGACGAAGCCAACAGUCACUACUUCGCUAUGUUGGAUCAGCUGAUGGAGGGACACCAGUGGAUCCAGAGACACCUCGGUGUGAAGCCGAGCACCGGUUGGGCGGUGGAUCCGUUUGGCCACUCCCCCUCCAUGGCCUACCUGCUGAAGGGGGCGGGGCUUAGCCACAUGGUCAUCCAACGCGUUCACUACGCCGUCAAGAAGCACUUCGCCCAGCAGCGCACGCUCGAGUUCCUAUGGCGACAGAGCUGGGACUCCUCCCCCCGCAGUGACAUCACGUGUCACAUGAUGCCGUUCUACAGCUACGACGUUCCCCACACGUGCGGUCCCAACCCGGCCGUCUGCUGCCAGUUCGACUUCCACCGGCUGCCGGGGGGGCGGGUCUUCUGUCCCUGGAGGAUCCCGCCGCAGCCAAUCACAGAGCUGAACGUCCAGGAGAGAGCCCUGCUCCUAUUGGACCAGUACCGGCAGAAGUCCCGCCUCUUCCGGUCUCCGGUCCUGAUGGUUCCCCUCGGCGACGACUUCCGCUUCGUGGAGGCGAGCGAGUGGGACGCUCAGUUCACCAACUACCAGAAACUCUUCGACUACUUCGACCAGCACCCUGAGCUGCACGUCAAGGCUCGUUUCGGGACUCUGUCUGAUUAUUUCUCGGCGCUGUCUCGGCGUGUGGCGACGGCCGGGUCCACUCUGCCGACGGUGCGCGGCGACUUCUUCACGUACGCCGACCGGGACGACCAUUACUGGAGCGGCUACUUCACCUCCAGACCCUUCUACAAACGCCUCGACAGGACGCUGGAGGCCACGCUCAGAGCGACAGAAAUUCUCUUCAGCCUCACGCUGGCUGAGAUGCGGCGUUUCUAUGGCGGCGGCCGUCUGGCGGCAGAUUUCCCGGCGCGGGAACACUUUGGGCGUCUGACGACGGGGAGGCGGAGCCUGGCGCUGUUCCAGCACCACGACGCCGUCACCGGCACCGCCCGCGACCACGUGGUGGUCGACUACGGGAACAGAUUGUUUGAGUCGAUCCUGAACCUGCACGCCGUGCUGCAGAGCUCCGCCCACUGGCUGCUCCUAUUGGACAAGAGCCAGUACCACCACGACCAAUCAAAACCCUUCAUGCAGAUGGUGGAUGUGAUGUCAUCGCAGGACGCUCUGCCUCAGAAGACGCCGCUCACGCUCAGCGACCAGCCCAGGUCUGUGAUGGUGUUUAACCCGACGGAGCAGCUUCAGACGUCCGUGGUCAGCGUCCUCGUCGACUCUCCGGACGUUCGCGUCAUCGCCGCAGAAACGGGCCGACCAAUGGCUGCUCAGAUCUCUGCCGUGUGGGCGGAGCCGAGCCGGACGGCCAAAGACUCCUUUCAGCUGGACUUCGUGGCUGAACUUCCUCCUCUGGCGCUGGUCGUCUACCAUGUGACCAGAUCCUCCGUUGGCUCCGCCCCUCGGGCUCGCUACACCUUCCGUCGCCGUGGUAACCCGCCGAGUGUUCAGGCAGAGCACUUCCAGGUUUCCCCCCCAGAUGCGGCUGAGGCCGACGCGCCCCUGUCGCUUAGCAACAAGCACGUCCAAAUAUGGAGCUCCCCGGAGACGGGCUUCCUGCAGAAGCUGCGUCUGCAGUCCGGUCUGGUGCGGCGGCUCCAGGUCCAGUUCCUGUGGUACGGAACCAGAACCGGAGCCAACCGGGACAAGAGCGGAGCGUACCUGUUCCUGCCGGGGGAGGAGGGAGCCCAGGUCUAUUCCCCCCCGGAGCCCCCCCUGGUUCGGGUCUCCAGAGGUCCGGUCUUCUCUGACAUCACUUCCUGUUUCAGACACUUCACACACACAGUCCGACUCUACCACCUGGAGGGGCAUGCUGGGAGAUCCCUGGAGAUUUCCAACAAGGUGGACAUCAGGUCAGAGUUCAACCGCGAGCUAGCCAUGCGGCUCGUCAGCGACGUCGCCAACGGCAACCGCUUCUACUCCGACCUCAACGGCUUCCAGAUGCAGCAGCGGAGGACCUUGGCCAAGCUCCCUCUGCAGGCCAACUUCUACCCGAUGAGCACGGCUGCGUUCCUGCAGGACUCAGCGUCUCGUCUGACUCUGCUGGCGGCCCAGAGUCAGGCCGUCGCAGCGCUCAGACCAGGUGAGCUGGAGCUGGUGUUGGACCGGCGUCUGCAGCAGGAUGAUAACCGCGGCCUGGGCCAGGGCGUCACCGACAACAAGCUGACAGCCAGCCUGUUCCAGCUGCUGCUGGAGGACCGGAGGGGAGGGGCUAAGGAAGUGGGAGGAGCCUCAGUAGAACACCUGUCUCUGCUCGCCCACCUGACCUCGCUCUCCCUCUGCCACCCCCCCAUCACCAUGGUUGCCCCGAGUGACAACCAGCUGCCAAAGCUCCGCCCCUUCCUGCCGCUACGCUCCUCGCUGCCGUGUGACGUUCACCUGCUGAACCUCAGGACGCUGGAGGACGCUCAGGAAGCAGAUAAUCCAUCACAGGAAGUGGCGCUCCUCCUCCACAGGAAGGGCUUCGACUGUAGCUCCGUCCCCGAGCCGCAACUGCAGUGCACGUGGAGCGUGCACGAGGAGGUGAAUCUGGACGAUCUUUUCUCUCCUCUCCGGUUCGGUUCCCUCCGGCGGUCGGGACUCACUCUGCUGCGAGACCACGAUGAGCCAGAGUCCGCCCGGCAACAGACGUCUCCGCGCAUCACUCGCCUGCGACCAAUGGAAAUCAGUGCUUUCCGUGCAGAAAUCAACUAAAAAAAUUUUUUUAUUUCAAACAAUUUUCCUGGAUAACAGACAUUAUGAGAGCCAAUCAGAAUCCACUCUCAGAAAACAUACCGAGCAUAAUUAGAUGAGAGCCAAUCAGAAUAAUCAGGACAAGUACGUCAACACUAAAAACUACACUUUCAAAAUAAAAGUUGAUCAAAAUAGACAAAAUAGUAAAAUUAGCUCUGCGGUUGUGGACGAAAACUCUCCGUCGAAAGUUAUUCGUUAAAAAUACACACACACACACACACACACACACACAAAUAAUUCAACUGUUGUAGAUAAAGAAUAUAACCAUCCACAUGGAGACGGCUGUUAAUUAAUGCUGGAAACUAAACACAAUCAAACAUACAGCGAAUAAAAUGAAUACAUUAAAUCACUUCUUUUUAAAACUAUAAAACUGUAAAUUAUAAACUGGGGAAGUGGAGCAGUUUAAUAUUUCCUUGUUACAACCGAUAGGUCGGUUUGAUCAACAUUCGGGUCAACGUGUAAUAAUUUUACAUUUUCUCUGGAAACACGUCAACACAACGAUCCUCAAAGCUAAAAGGAGUUCCUCUGGUUCCCUCGUCUGGACGUCGGCUUGUUUCCUGAAAUACGGUCCGUAAUUAACACGAGUUUAACGGGGCGGUUCAGCCCCAAAUCUAAACUACAAACACUGAUUCUCUGACAGGGAGCUGUUAACAGCCUGGACAGUUUGGCUGUAAAGCAGUGGUGUAGUGGGUAUACUGUAUAUUGGCCAGAAUCUGCCUUUGGGGGGAGGGGAGGGUCUGGGUGUCCUCCCCAGGGAAGCUU